UCAACCAGCAAGAUCAGGAUCAACCGCUGCCAUGUAAACAAGACUUGCGGUAUGAAUGUGUCGUGUGGCAGCGGCCGUACUUCUCUCCCUUUUCCGCCAUUAUAUUAACACACUGCUUCCCGUCGCCCUCCGCCUUUCUCCUGCAUGGCAUGUCUGAGGGCAGAGAGAGAGACCGGUCAGCGGGCGGCGUGACUGGUGUGUGGCUGCGUCGGCAGACAUGGCUGAGCGGAGGAGUGUUGUGGUCAGGUCGUCCAAGAGAAGUGCUAUCAAGAAGGUGGAGGUGAUAACAGUGGUAGGCAACAAUGUGGCGUCCGUCACGGCGAGUCAUCCCGUGGGAGUGGUGGUGGCCGAGAGGAGGAGAGGGCCACCAGCUGGCGGUGAGCCCAGGCCAGUGUUCAUACCAGGCUGUCCUCUGCCUCAGGUCCUGGCCACUGAAGUGGCUGUUGACCUAGAGGUGACCCGAGGAGGGCAGAGGCCAGCACACAGGCCACUGAAGACUGGUACAUGUGGCUUGGGGAGCCAUGCUGGUCCACCCAAGAGUGCUGAGUGCAGACAGACUGUUACAGAUGACAGUGAAAAUAAGGAAAAUUACCCACGUGAUAAAAUUUAUGAUCCGAGAGUUUAUGUUGACUCGCUGCCAAAAGAUUCUGAUGAACAGUUUGAACAGAAACCUUCAGGGCUUCACAGUGGCAGUGAUGCUGAAAACACAACAGAUUCUUCCCAAAAUUCAGAUUCUUCAGUGCAGUUUGGCCAGCGUUGCCCGUCUCCUCCCAGUGCAGGGGACAUGGAGGAGGUGGAAGAGGGUCUGCCAAGGGAGUCCUCACACACUGGACCUCCACGCUAUGUUCUCCUGCAUGGCGGUGCGGCACAGACUCACCACUCCUGCAGUGAGGGUAGGGAGGCAUUGGAGAGAGAAAGCCAGGAAACAUCCACAGAAUCAUCACAGGAAAACCAAAAAGUAACAAUCCACAACUCUGACAUGACAAGUAAAGACACAGGAAGCAGCAGCUGGGACAGUGUAGCAAGGAAGAAGCAGGCAGGGAAAAGCAGUGUAAGCUCUGUGGAGACUGAUGAGAUCGCUAUUGGUGGCUCAGAAUGUCAACACCAAACACCAGCCAACUUAAAGACAAAGGACCAACCUGCCAGAGUGAUCCAGGUGAAGAGAGGAAGCCUGAGUAUUCGCACCAAGCCACAUGAAUUAAGGCACAGUGCAAGAGGAGGGUGCCGCAGUGUGAGUGUGGUGUCCAGUGGUGCUAGAGGGAGAGGGAGAGGUGUUAGGGUGCUGCACAGAGGAACAGGAGGUGCAAUGUCGACCGUCAGAAGAACACAUCCUCAAGUGACAGCAGGAGGUGCCAGCAGGACCGAGGGCAGCAGGAGUAGGCCAAGCAGGAUGGACGGCAGGCUGGGAGCUUCUGAUGAAAGCGAGGGAAAAACAACAGCAGCGACAUCUAGCCAGUUUAAUUACCUUCGUGCACUAAGACAGUAACUGGUGAGAGAACUAAAAGGAUUAAAACACACGUCUCCGUCACCACCAGCCUUUUGUUUACACGUUUGAGGGAAGAAAAUAAAUGGCAACACGAAGAGAGAUAGACCCCCAAACAAACCAUUUCCCGGUACUCCUCGUAACUUUGACUUGAGAAUUGAAUGGAAAUAAGGGAAAAAAAAGGAAAAAUAAGCAAUUCUAACUGAAAUAGACCACAAAAAAGCCAUUUCCUGGUACUCGUGACUUUUGACUUGAGAAUUGAAUGGAAAUAAGGAAAAAAAGGAAAAAUAAGCAAUACUAACUGAGAUAGACCACAAAAAAGCCAUUUCCCGGUACAGCUCGUGACUUUUACCUGGAGAAUUGAAUGGAAAUAAGGAAAAAAGGAAAAAUAUAAGCAAUACUAACUGAGAUAGACCACAAAAAAGCCAUUUCCCGGUACUCCUCGUGACUUGUGACUUGAGAAUUGAAUGGAAAUAAGGGAAAAAAAGGAAAUAUAAGCAAUUCUAACUGAGAUAGACCACAAAAAAGCCAUUUCCCGGUACUCCUCGUGACUUGUGACUUGAGAAUUGAAUGGAGAUAAGAGAAAAGAGAAGGAAAAUAAAGACAACACUAAGAGAAACAGGUCGAAGCAAAGCAUUCCCCAGUACAUCUCGUGACUCGUUACUGGAAAAUUGAAUGGAAAAAGAGAGAAAAAAAGAAAGGAAAUGAAGAUAAUACGAACUGAGAUAGAUAAAACAAACAAACAAACAAACAUUCCCCAGUGCUGCUCGUGACUCGUAACUGGAAAAUUGAAUUAUAGAAAAAGAGAAAAAAAAGAAGGAAAAUAAAGACAACACAAAACCAAAACACACCAAAACAAACCAUUUCUCGAGA
Molecule: messenger RNA, 2356 nt
Organism: Portunus trituberculatus (swimming crab)
Lineage: Eukaryota; Metazoa; Arthropoda; Malacostraca; Decapoda; Portunidae
Exons: 5
Coding region: 218-1486 (422 amino acids)
Source: RefSeq, a predicted model, not a curated record